CGAUGAUUCAUUUGGUCGACUGGAUCGAUGGGUCUUGAAGAUGAAACAAAAAAAAAAUGUGUUAAAACCCCACUUUGGGAAUUAUGAAUAUAAAUGAUUUUUAUUUAUUUUUUCGUUUAGUAUAGGUUUUGGAGUGACGGUUGUUUGUGAAAAUAUGUUGUUCGAAAAAAAAUUCACAUGGUUAAUAUCUGUGAUAAUAGUUUUUGAAGAAAUUAGAGCUGCAGAUGACGAUUACAAUGUUUUACGAACAGAUGGAUCCUAUGAUUUUGGUUACGAUAACCCAGACAGCUAUCAUUACGCCCAAGCAAACAGACGUAACGUAGUUAGAGGAGAAUUUGGGGGAAGAAAUCCGAAAACAGGUGCUAUAGACACUACCCAUUAUACUGCUGGUCCUAGAGGUUACAGACCUAGAGGUAAGAAUGUGGUAAGAAAAUAUGAUCUUAAUCAAAAUGGACCGCGAGCUAUAGGCUCUCCAGAUGAUCCAUAUUAUGAUCCCUACGAAGAUCCAAGUUACAGCUUUUCAUUCAGAACAAGAACUUAUAAUAGGGAUGAAAAUGCUAACAGAAUCGGUGAUGUUAAUGGAAGAUACUCCUAUAUUGACGACGUUGGAGAAAGACACAACGUUGAAUUCAUAGCUGGAAAAAAGACAGGAUUUCACGUAAAAACCCCUUUCCCAGAUUCAAAUCCUCGAGGUUAUGGACCGUUAUACUUUAGAGGACGUGGCAAACCUAUUCCAAGAGGGCGAACUUCAAUACAAAGAGGGUUAGAUGGAAGUUAUAAAUUUGUCUCAGCCGGUCCUGACCAAAGGCGGACGGAAACCAGUGACGCAACGGGUCACGUAAGAGGAUCAUAUACCUACUUGGAUGAUAAAGGCGUACAGCAUUCAGUCCAUUACAUUGCAGGCCCCGAAACUGGCUACAGAGUCUUAAAAAACGUAAAAGGCCCUCAUUUACCUUCUGUCUUCCCAUUUCAACACCCAGAUAUUAUUCCACCAGAUUUCUAUGACAACCCAGAGAUUUUCAAUACAGCUGCCAGUGAUCACGGUCGUGUAAAACCUAGUGCUAAACCUGGAUUCAAAGAUGAAGACAAUGGAAUAGACGAAGAUGAUGAUUUUAGCAAGACAAAACCAAGUGGUAGCAGACCUCUUUACAUAAAUAGAAAACCCCCAAUACUUCCUACAUCGCCUUUUGAUGGAGGCGACUCUGACGAUAACACAGAUUUUGAUGACCUAUUUGGAGGAGGAGGAGGAAGGGGAAGUGCAAGUUCAGGAGGAAAUCUAGACGAUGGAGGCAGUAGAGAGGCAGGUGGUGCAGCAGGCGAUGGAGGAAGUACGGGAGGAGCCAGACCAACAGGUUCUGGAGGAAGUAGGGGUUCUGAAGAAGACUCGCAUGGGAUUUCUAAAGAAGAUUCUUCCAAGGACGAUGGUUCAUAUAAACCCCCCAAAAAUGGUCAAAAUGGUCUCUAUAUACCUCCAAAACCAAGUAAGAAGCCUCCGGGCGCUUUUUCUGAUGAAGACUUUGGUUUCUCAAAUAAACAGUCACCGUCAGAAGAAAAAGAUGAUUUCGAUGCGUUUUCAGGUGGCCGACCAAAGCCUGGAAGCAAAUCUAAACCUCCUAGCAGUGGAAGUGCAAGUAAUGAAGAUGUAGACUUUGGAGGGCUCUUUGGUAGCGAAAGCAAUAGACCUAGACCUCCAUAUCGAGGCAGUACUGGGCCCGUAAUAACUAUAGGAGGUCCAAACAAAAAUUGCCCGAAAUGUGAAGGUGCUAUAGUCACCAAUAUUGGUGAUACUUAUUUAGCUGUACCGCCAAGGUCGUCAGUAAGAGCACACGUCCAAGCAAUCGAUUUGUUGCCCUACAGUUCUAGGUUUCCAGGACCCAGCGAUCAGUACAAAGCUGAUGUUAGUUUAAAUACUGAACAACUUAAUGCAGAAAAAGAUGAAAUUGUUAGUAGAACUGAUGAUAAAAAUGAGACUAAAGUAGGAGAUACAAAUGCUUUAAAAACAGAACAACUUAAGGCAAGGAAAAAUAGCGUUGUCAAUAGAAACGAUGACAGAAAGGAUGUUAUUGAUGAAGAUGGCGAUGAUGAGAGUCAAACAACAGAAGAAACAACUACAGAAAUAGUUCCUACAACUUUUUCUCCAAAAAAUACAACCGUUAAAUAAUAAAUUAAUUAAUUAAAGUAAUGGUGUAUAAUUUAAAAUACUUGCGAUAGUUGAAUAUCUUUUAAAGUUAUUUAAAAGUAACAAGAAUUUAAAAAGUGAGUGUAAAACUGAUUAAAACAAAUUAAAAUGAAUGAACUUUUUUCGUUUAGAUCUUAGAAAUCCUAUAAUUUAAAUGUCUAUUUAAUAUUUGGAUACAAAAUCAUUUAAAUUAUAGGGAGUAUAACAAGUUGUGUUGAUAUUGAUAAGUAUUAGAUUUUUUUAAUCAGAUUUGAUUAGGUGUCAUUUUGUUUGACAACGUCCAGCUUUGUAGUAUCUAAAAGAAAAUUAUAAUGUAUUGAAACAUUUUUUUUUAUACACGUAUUUUGUAGUUUUAGGAUAACAGAAUUAUUUUGUUCAUAAAAUGAAGGUAUUACACAAUUUUAAC
Psylliodes chrysocephalus is the source of this 2585-nucleotide messenger RNA. The record is from the annotation of a GenBank genome assembly. Lineage: Eukaryota; Metazoa; Arthropoda; Insecta; Coleoptera; Chrysomelidae.